This is a messenger RNA of Vanrija pseudolonga, 1637 nucleotides long. RefSeq lists its product as uncharacterized. Gene Ontology annotation, molecular function: protein binding. The record is from RefSeq and is a predicted model, not a curated record. The coding region runs from base 6 to 1637 and encodes 543 amino acids. The transcript is spliced from 2 exons. NCBI's taxonomy places the organism in Eukaryota, Fungi, Basidiomycota, Tremellomycetes, Trichosporonales, Trichosporonaceae. Gene Ontology annotation, cellular component: nucleus.
CGGGCAUGCCAGCGGCGACGACAACAACCAACGCCGAGGCGUCGUCCUCGACAAGCGCGCUCCUCGCCCGGCGCGAGGACCUCACCUCGUCGCUCCUCGACUCGCCGUACGACCCCGUCGCCUACCUCGAACGCAGCGAGGUGUACGCUGCCCUCGCGUACCCCGACCUCUCAGCAGGCGACGCGUACCGCGCGCUCCUGCUCUCCGACGAGGUGCAGAACGAGGGCGCCGAGUUCCACGCCGAGGCGACCGAGGCGCUCGAGGCGUACGCCGAGCUCGGGGUACCGUCUGUGCUUGAGCUCGAGCCUGGGCUGGGCGAGCUGGCCCUCGACGACGACGGCGCCGAGUCGGACGCCGACCUGUCCCCCGCUGUGGCGCGGCUCGCCCGACUCGCCUCGCAGCGCGCGUACCAGCUCCUCGCGGCCGGGUUACUCGACACGGGCUGCCUGCGCUCGGCGUACAGCUUCAUCCAGCGCGGGCUCGAGGCGGUCCCCACCGACAGCGCCCUGCGGGACACCGAGGCGCGGCUCAAGGCCGCUGCGGAGAAGCGGCUCGCCCGCCCCAUUGACGACCUGAGCGCCGUCACGCUGCCCGAGUGGGGGAGCGCGCGCCGCGAAGUCUACCCGUGGAACGAGCACGAGCCGGACCGGUACGCUGCGGCGUCACUCGCCGAGGUGAACGAGGGCCUGUCGGCCGUCGCGCCCAAGCUCGCUAUCCAGGCCGUGGCGCUGCCCGCGCUCGACGGCGAGGGGACGAGCGUCCAGCUCGGCCUGUUCGCGCUCGAGGACAUUGCCGCCGGCGAGCUCGUGCUCGACGAGUACUCGCUCGUCACGGCCAGCAGCCGGCAAAAGGCCAUGGUGUGCGACGCGUGCUCUAUCGACCUGUUGUCCCUCGAGGACGCGCAGCCACUCAACUGCGAAGAGUGCUAUGAUACCGUCUUCUGCAGCGAGUUCUGCCACGACGCCGCGAUGGAGCGCUACCACCCCGCCGUGUGCAACAAGGACGUGGACGCGAUCGCGAAGGACCCCGCAACUGGGCAGGAGGAUGAGACGCUGCAUUUGCUGCUGCUCGCGCGUGUGCUCGCCAUCGCGGCACACGAGGAGGUGCACCCGCUGCAGGUCAAGGAGAUCAAGUUCAUCUGGGGCGCGUUGGCUGCCGCGCCGACGGACGGGCAGGAGCCGCACGCGCCUGCGCUGCCCUUCUCGUUUAAGUUCAACAUCGAGACGCCGCUGCACAUCCUUGAGAAGAUGGACAUUGACGUGUGGUCCGAGCUCGAGGCGUACGACCUCUGGGUGCUCAACACCGUGUAUGCCAAGCAGCGCGGCACGGCAUCGGCCCGGCAGAACAAGUACGACGGCAAGAGCGACGUCGCCGCCGUCCACCCGUACUGGUGCCUCGCGAACCACGACUGCGACCCCAACAUUACGUGGGAGUGGGACGGGCGCAUCCGGUACAAGGCGCGCGAGGUGCGUGUGGUUGGCGACCGGCGAGGCGGGGUCAAGAAGGGCGAAGAGCUGCUCAGCCACUACUGCGACGUCAACCUCCCCGUCGCUGAGCGCCGCGAGUGGGCAAAGAACACGCUCGGCGGGUGGUGCCGUUGCGCGCGGUGCCAGCGCGAGUCGGGCGAGUCGGCGUAA